CCAUGCAGUGCUGUUCUAGCGGUGGUGCGGUAAAGUUUUAACAACUAUUCUUCUUUUCACGAUGUAAAAUAAUUCCACGAAACAAGACGGAAACAAGUGAUAAAACCGCAUGUGAAAACUGCACUAAGUUACCACUCAUAUAAUAUAGAACCAAGGCUUCAGUAGGCAGGACACAUCACCAUGCAGUGCUGUUCUAACUGUGCUGUGAACAUGACGGAAUCUAUCGACUUGAGCACCGACCCCAAUGGAGCAUGGGAGAUUUUGAAGGACAGGCUUACAGUGGACAUCGUGGAACCUCUUCCUGCCACAACUCCGAUCUCGGAGGACAAGGUGAGGUUUGUGUGUGUGAGUGAUACCCAUGUCAAGACAGAUGACAUGACUCACCCAAUGCCAGAUGGUGACGUUCUACUGCACUCUGGUGACUUUACUUACACUGGGUCUCUCUCUGAAGCAGAAAAAUUCAAUAAUUGGUUAGGUACACUGCCUUACAAGCACAAGGUCGUGAUCGCAGGGAACCACGAAAUUAUUUUAGACGAGGAUUCGUGUAUGAAACCCCGACCCGCUGAGGAGGUCAUCACCAAUGCCACAUACCUUCAAGAUUCCUCUACUACUGUGUACGGUUUUAAGAUCUAUGGCUCACCCUGGACGCCUGAGUACCACGUUAUGGCCUUCAACCUAACGCGAGGAGAACCACUUCGAAAUAAAUGGAAAAAGAUUCCCCGAGACGUGGACAUAUUAAUGACCCACGGGCCGCCCUUGGGUUAUGGCGACCUCACCUGGCGAGGCGACCGGGCGGGAUGUGUUGACCUAAUGCAAAUGUUGCAAACCAAAAUCAAACCCAAGUAUCACAUAUACGGUCACAUACACGAGGGCUACGGAAUGACUACAAACGGACGUACGAAUUUCAUCAACGCUUCCACGUGCGACCGUUUCUACAAGCCAGUGAACGCCCCUUUAGUCUUCGAUCUUCCGCUUCCUUCAGGUGUCUCUAAGUCCACGGCGGAAUUAGGCUAAGGAGAGACGAAAGAAAUUAAAUGGGAUGACUGAGGAAGCAAGAAGCCCCCAAAAUAAAGGAGGAAAGGAAUGGAGGGAAGGAAGGAAGGGAGAUAACGAAAAGACGAGAUAACUGUAAAUGGGACCUUUGAUUUGAUAACAUUGAGGAUGUGAUUUGCCGUCUGGUAUUAUUUCCUGCUUAUAGCCGACCAGGGGACUUGCUUUCACCAAGGGUAUUAUAUUGUAGCAAUAAUUUGAAACCAUAUUUUAGAAAGGGUCAUAUAUCAAGAUGAAAUAUAAAAAAAAAUCUAAAGAAUGUGAUACCAUAGUUAUAAUUAAGUAUAUUUUUGUACUAAUUUUGAAUGCACUAAAUGUACAUGAAUGACGAGGAGAGAUUUCCUGAAUCUUCCGAGUCAUCACUACUCAUUGUGAAGUGUUAUCACGACGUUAAGAUUUGGUAUUAUAGGAUGAGCUAGGUACUGCAUUCGCAUGGGGCCCUCGGCAUAUUAUUUUGAGACUUCAGACUGUCUUGAAAAUUCUGCUUCCCCUUUCAUUCCUCUUGUUAUGUGCUAAAACCAUCCCAACAUACUACGAAUUUCUUCUGAUCGCAUUUAUCAUUGCGAAGCAGAGUAAAGUGUUAAAAAGACCUUGCUGAACAUUUAGCAAAGCCUAAGGAUGUGUUGAUAUUCCCAAUGGAAAAUGGCCUUAACCUUUUUCUUGACAGUAUCCUACUUUGCGAAUAAAUUGGUUUUUUUUUUUU
Messenger RNA from Penaeus monodon (black tiger shrimp), 1753 nucleotides. RefSeq names its product metallophosphoesterase MPPED2-like. The coding region runs from base 181 to 1014 and encodes 277 amino acids. The transcript has 6 exons. The record is from RefSeq and is a predicted model, not a curated record. Gene Ontology annotation, molecular function: hydrolase activity. NCBI's taxonomy places the organism in Eukaryota, Metazoa, Arthropoda, Malacostraca, Decapoda, Penaeidae.